AUAAUCAUUAUGGUCGGCCAACAAAUCAUCGGCAAUAUCAUGGAAAUUGUCGUCCCUUACUUGAAAAACAAAUUCCGAGACUGGAAGAACCGCAAGACACAAGCUUACUCUGCUGCUGAUGAACCACAGUGGGUGACAGAUUUCGAAUGUGAAAUGCAAACGAAAUUCUCGCUGUUCUGGCAGUAUCUUGAAAUAGUUCUUCAAUACGGUUUUGUUACGAUGUUUGUGGCUGCGUUUCCGCUCGCACCCUUUUUCGCCCUGGCUAACAAUUUGGUCGAAAUUCGUUUGGAUGGUGUGAACUUCAUUCACAACUUUAGAAGGCCUGCUGCCGAACGUGCUGAAGAUAUCGGUGCCUGGUACGGUAUCCUAGCAACGCUGACCACAUUCUCCACCAUCGUGAAUGCAUUCGUACUUGCAUUCACAUCCGAAUUGAUACCUCGGCUGGCUUACAAAUACUACUUCUCAGAAACAAACGAUUUGCAUGGCUUUACUAACUUCACCUUGUCUUACUUCAAAGUAUCUGAUUUUAAAAACGCAUCUCGCCCUGAUAAUGCUACUUUAAAUGGCUAUGCAAUACAAGACUAUUGCAGAUACCCCGGGUUUCGCGAAGAUACUUCUCCGUACAGGAGAAGCAAGGACUACUGGAUCAUUCUUGCUGCGCGAUUGUCUUUUAUCAUAGCAUUCCAGGCUUUCGUGUUGGCUGUCACGUUUGUUGUGGCGUACCUCAUUCCAGAUGUGCCGAAAACCUUGGAAUUGAAAGUGAAGCGUGAAAAUUUCAUCGCAUCAGAAGCAGAGAAAAACCACAAAGAGAAAUCUGGAAAGCGAAAGCCAAGACCAGAUGUGGAGAAAACUCACACGCAUCGUGAACCGGACGAUGGACCGGUUGACUCGGUUGGAGUUUAGAAUGAGCGUUUUUAGCGGCACGAUUUAAUGUUUUUUGAGUUAUUUCUUUUAAAAAAUUUGUACGUGUUUUCGUGAAUUAAGAAUGUAUAUAAAUUAAUUUUUGUCUCUGAACUUUUUUUACACAUUUUUAAUGUUUUGCUACACCUUUCUUAUUUGCUUUAUUUAUUUAUCACUACUUUUAUGUCAACUUCGUCUCCAGUGUCUGUAAACCUGCAAAUAUAUUCGUUUGUCUCUGAUAUUCAAGGUUGUCCAUCUUUUUUAUAUACACCGCAAAUCGAGAAUAUGAUUAACAUUUUCGCACGCCUUGUUUCGAGAGUAAGACUCGGUAUUUUUUUUAUUCUUCAGUGACAUAGUGUAUUUUUCAGUGACAUAGUGUAUUCUUCUAUUUUUGUUUGGCAAUAAGCCCUCCUUCGUUGGGUAUGUUUUUGUAGUGUUAUAAAUAUGAGAUUAGUUUAGUUGUGUUUGUCAGUUGUCAUUUCAGCCUUUUCAAUAUUGAUAGCUUCUUCGUCACGUUGUAAAACAUUUAUGAAGAAAAUGGAAUAGUUAACCACAAAAGUAAAUUGAAGCGGCUGUUGCUGGGCAACUUUUAUCAUUUCCAGCAUGUGCUUAGUGAUAGAUUAAAUAAAUGACUAUUUUUGUACGAAAUAAAUUUUAAAUGAGAGAAAAUACUCACGGGAGAAUAUCAACAA
Hydractinia symbiolongicarpus is the source of this 1592-nucleotide messenger RNA. RefSeq names its product anoctamin-1-like. The record is from RefSeq and is a predicted model, not a curated record. The coding region runs from base 10 to 903 and encodes 297 amino acids. The transcript has 6 exons. Gene Ontology annotation, molecular function: chloride channel activity. Gene Ontology annotation, cellular component: plasma membrane. NCBI's taxonomy places the organism in Eukaryota, Metazoa, Cnidaria, Hydrozoa, Anthoathecata, Hydractiniidae. Gene Ontology annotation, biological process: chloride transmembrane transport.